AUGAGAGGUUCACAGUUCUCAAUGCUCGAGGAUCUGUCGAGAAGGCAAAUAUGGAGGCACCGCUUUAGAAUUUUGUCUCGAUUCAUCGAGCAGGGCAACUUGCAUCUCGCGUGCGUUUUCAUAUCGUUGCUCUCUGGAUUUGCCAUCUACACCAUCCGCAGACGCCAAGAAUCACGUCUUGUAGACUCCAGAGGCAUCAAUGCAAGGCAUACUAGGUGCCCGAUCCUGCCAGCCUACGCCAUCGCUCAGGCCAUCACCUCGGCAGUUGCUUUCUCACUCUCGUUAUGGAUUGCAAUCCACCAUGGCGUAUGGAAGGAGUCUGUUGCUGUGGGAUAUGUCUUUCUUUUUAGUCUAUCCCAAUUCAUCGUCAAAUCUGAUACAACACGGUCCGCGAUCCGCCAUCAAGUCAACGCCACAGUUUUCGCAAUCACGCUUCUGGAAGCUGUUGAGCUUCUGUUGCCCCUGAGCAUCAUCGGAACUCCCGUGGGUCCAGAGCUCGUGGAAAGAGUCAAGCUCAUCUCUCUGGCUAUUACUGUAUUCAUAGCUUUUAUUACACCCCGCCAGGUCAGGUCAAAGGAGUCUAAUGUCGAGGAUGUGAUUGAUCCAUCCAAGGAAGAGGCAUCUGCUGAGGAGAUUUGCUCAUGGUUCUCAUAUUACCUUUCCUACGACUGGCUCACAUACCUGAUAUUGCGAGGCUUCUCACGGAACCUACAACUCGACGAUCUCCCCGAGUUGCCGUCAUACGACGCCCCACUGAGACUGCUUCGACGAAUGUCGAACGUGCGAUUGGGCGGCUCCCGGACAUUCCACUCACUCCUCAGGACUUUCCGAUGGGAGAUCGCGAGUAUCAUGCUCUGGGGGACGAUGACAGCCUGCGUUGAAUACGUCGCCGCUUUCGCUAUGUUCAACCUACUAGCAUAUCUGGAAGAUCCGGACUCAACAGCCUUUGUCAUCCAUCCGUUUGUGUGGAUAGCCUUGCUUUUCAUUGGACCCAUGACGCGCUCGGUUUGCUACCAACGAUCGAUCUUCCAGAGCACCAGACUGAUGGUUCUCUGGAGGGCUACGGUUCUGCAAGAAAUCUACCAGAAGAUGCUCGGAUCGCGCAGUGAAGACGCGAUUCACAUGACAGAAGAAGAAGACUACGGAGCCCAGGCCCCGGAGGUGCCUAGCGAGGAGCCUCUCGACUCCCCUACCGGCAAGUCAGUCAAAACGGAAAGCCUCGUCUCUUACGAUGCCGAUAUGAUAUCCAACGCCUCAGACAUGUUUUAUGCUUUUACUGCCAGUCUUGUCUCGGCGGCGGUGGCCAUGACGUUCCUCUACCAGCUCCUGGGUUGGCCGUCCCUGGUCGGCAUCGCGGUCAUGGUUUUCAUGACUCCGCUUCCCGCCAUAUUUUCCCAGCGCAUGUCACGGCUGCACCACCACGUCAUGGAGGCCACUGACCUUAGACUGGGCCGCAUUUCAGAGUAUCUGCACUCGAUCCGCACACUCAAGUACUUCGCAUGGGAGCCCAUGGUCGUUGAAAACAUCAACAACAUCCGUUUGACUGAACAGCAACGAAUCUGGAAGAGGAACCUGACCUCCAUGUUCGUUUCAAUGACUGGGGACCUGCUGUCGCUGGUCAGUCUGUUGGCCAUGUUUGUCUCGCUCAUCCUCUUCACCGACCGACCUCUCCACGCGCCUAUGGCGUUCACGUCACUAGCCAUCACUGAGACACUACGCUCCCAAUUCGUCUGGCUCUGCAAAGUGAUUCAGUGGGUCUCUCAGGCUCGUGGAUCCCUGACCAGAGUCGACAGCUUCCUGGACGCACCCGUGGACAGGCAGCGACAUGAGCCUGGCCCAGCAGAGUUGAAGAACGCUACAGUCCGCUGGUCUCCGCAAUCGCCAUUUGCCCUGCACGAUGUCUCUUUGGCCUUCCGCGAAGGAGAAUUGAAUGUGAUCCAAGGCUCCACAGGGAGCGGCAAGUCGCUCCUCCUGUUGUCUCUCCUGGGCGAGACUACCCUUGAGUCUGGACAGAUCACCUGUCCACCUGAUGUUGCCUAUGUUCCCCAGACAGCGUGGCUUCAGAAUACCUCGAUUCGAAACAACAUACUCUUCUACAGCCCCUAUGAUGAGGUGCGGUACAAUAAAGUUCUAAACGCCUGCGAUCUCCUGGAUGAUCUCAGCCGACUGCCACUGGGCGACUCGACGCAGGUUGGAGAGCGUGGGUCUGCUCUGUCUGGCGGGCAAAAGCAGCGCAUAUCCUUGGCCAGAGCACUAUACUCGCCCGCCUCUACGUUGCUUCUUGACGAUAUCUUCUCUGCCUUGGACACCCAUACUACGUCGCAAGUUUACAGCCGAUGUUUCCAAACGGACCUUCUGAAUGGUCGUACCGUCAUCCUCAUCACACACCUGGCCUCAGCGUUACAGGAUGCCGACUUUCUCGUCUCGAUGGAUGAGUGCGGAACUUUUGCAGGUCAAGUCACUUAUGACACCCAAGACAAGCAUGGAAAGUCCAUGACAGCUGUGCAACUGGAGACCGUCGAGACGAGCUCAAGUCGAACCCCGAGCGUUGAAUCUAUCUCGUCAAUCCCUGAUGCCGAAGCUCGAAGAAAUGACCAGAUCAGUUUCGAGGUUCAUGAGGACAUCCCGGAUGAGAAGCAAGCGUCUGGCCGAGUUCCUCGGAGUAUGAUCCUGAAGUAUAUGGUGCUCUUUGGCGGCGUCCCGCAUGCCUUGCUAGCCAUCAUCAGUGCGCUUGUAGUGCAGCUCGCCUACUUCUCCAUCACACUCUGGCUCUCGGUCUGGACGAACGCCACCGCCGGAAAAGAUGGCCAGCCCACGAGCCAGAGCUAUUACCUGUACGUUUAUACCGGAACUGUCCUAGGAUUCGUUCUGUUGCAGUUCUCGAACAACUUCAUCUACCAACGAGGCGGAUGGCAUGCAUCGAAGACCAUGCACCAGCGACUCAUCAGUGCUAUUGUCAAAGCGCCUGUCGCUUGGUUCGACCAUACCCCAAUAGGACAGAUCCUCAACCGCUUCGGGCUCGAUACCCAAUCCAUGGACGCGGUGCUGGUUGACUGGCUCCGUAUGACUCUGGACAAUGGCCUCCGCUUCAUGCUUCGACUUGCCGGCAUCGCAUCCAUCAUGCCCAUCUUCGCUUUACCCGCCGGGUUCUUCUGCAUGAUCGGCUUCACCACUGGAGAGCUGUAUUCACGAGCCGAGAUCUCGAUCAAGAGGAUUGUCGCAAUCAAAUUCGCACCCGUCUUCUCACACUUCAAUGAAACCUCGACUGGCAUGGCUGUCAUCCGGGCCCGACGCUCCUUCGAAGGAGUGUUCCAACAACUCCUCGCAGACAAGCUCUCCCAGCACAUGCGGGCGGCCGAAGCACAGUUCAACUGCAACCGCUGGGUGUCAAUCAGGUCCGACUUUUGCGCAGCGACCAUCGCUAUUACCGCGGGCUGCAUCGCAUACUACAAAUCCGGUUCGGCAGGUCUCGUCGGCUUCUCCCUGACCAACGCGAUCGGACUCAGUCAGACUAUCCUGACCUUGGUCCGCAACAUGAACGAACUGGAAGUUGAGCUCAACUCAUUCCAACGCAUCUACGACUACACCAAGAUUGCCCCUGAAGAGAGCCCGGAGACUGAGGCUCUCUUGGCCAAGAACAGCAUCCCUGCAUCCUGGCCAUCCUCAGGCAAGGUUGAGAUCCGUGACGUCAAGGCGCGCUACACAGUCGACCAAGCAGACGUCUUACACGGCAUUAGCUUCGACGCCAAGCCUGGCGAGCGCAUCGCCAUCAUCGGGCGAACGGGCAGUGGCAAGAGCACUCUCGGACUCUCCAUUCUACGGUCAACGUAUAUUAGCGCCGGCCAGGUUAUCGUCGACGGCGUUGACAUCGCCAAGAUACCCCUGAGACGCCUGCGCAAGGCCAUUAGCCUCAUUCCUCAGGACACAAUGCUCUUCUCCGGCGACGCGCAGUUCAACCUGGACCCUUUUGGAGAGAUGGGCGAAUCGGAGUUGCAGUCUGUCCUCGAAACGUGCGACCUGACGCAGCAGGACGACCUCGCUGCCAGCGACAGCGAUGUGACGCGCAAGAACAAGCUGUCUGUGCAUAUGCCAAUUGCGAGCGGUGGAAAGAACUUCAGCAACGGGCAACGGCAGAUCUUUGGCCUCGCACGAGCCAUGUGCCGCCGCUCGAAGCUCAUCAUUAUGGACGAGGUGACGGCAUCAGUGGACCACGAUACGGACACGCGCAUGCAGAGGCUAAUUCGCUCCGAGUUUGUUGGGUCGACUAUUAUCACGAUUGCCCAUCGUUUGCGUACGGUGGUAGACUAUGACCGUGUGAUCGUCAUGAGAGAGGGACGCGUCGUUGAAAUGGGCACCCCGUCAGAGUUAAUAGAAGCGCAAGGGACGUUCUGGGACAUGCUGAGAAACACUGGAGAGUACGAUGAACUGAUCAAGCUGGUGAAGAACAAAUAG
This is a messenger RNA of Thyridium curvatum, 4452 nucleotides long. RefSeq lists its product as uncharacterized. The record is from RefSeq and is a predicted model, not a curated record. Bases 1 to 4452 code for a protein of 1483 amino acids. Gene Ontology annotation, molecular function: ATP binding; ATP hydrolysis activity; ABC-type peptide transporter activity. Gene Ontology annotation, cellular component: fungal-type vacuole; membrane. Lineage: Eukaryota; Fungi; Ascomycota; Sordariomycetes; Thyridiales; Thyridiaceae. The transcript has 4 exons. Gene Ontology annotation, biological process: transmembrane transport.